UGCAUUGGGGAUCCUGUUUCUACUAGUGAAUAAAUCUGACCCAGAAAACAAAGUAUUUAGCCACAGGAUACAGAGACAACAACCUGAGAGAUCAUGUCCUGCAUAAGGAGGCGUUAUCUGGACAUAGUAUCUCCAUAUGGACUUUGAUUAUACUACACAUACAACACAGGCCUGAAUAGAGCCUGCUCUUUAACCCAUUCAAAUAUCAUUUUUAAACAGUUCAGUGUACAGUAUUUAUUUAUAAGCAUGUAGCGACAAUAUACUUGCGUCGCUCUUGAUAUGAUUCUUCCAAAGACUAAACCUGAAAAAUUUGAGAGAUGACCACCCCCAGGUUUAUAGCCUUUAUCACAUCAACAACAGCCAUAUUUAUCACAGCUGUUCUCUCUGCACAACCGAAUGAGGCAGAGAGUAGCUGGCCGAAAUACCAGCUGGAGUACAAUCGGCAAUUCAGUCUCAUCUGUGACAGUCCAGAGCUAAAUCUAACGACCACGACUGAUCACUCAAACAGCUUCUCUCAGCUGUUCUGGAUACUGCCCUCAGGUGAGCAGGUCACAGGUAAUGUGGAGCGGGACACGUUUUUCACCUCAGGGACGCACCCCACUGGGUGGAACCUCACCCUGUUGGCUGUGGACGACACAGACUUUGGGGAGUAUGUGUGCAUCUUAGUCAGGCCUGACCAGCAGAUUUACAGUAUUAAGUUAGGCAUCAAUGUUGACGGGCCAUACUUCGGUGAUCUCUGGGCCAGGUAUCGCUACCGCACCAUGGUGGGCGGAAUAGCUGGUGGCUCCAGCAUGCUGUUAAUCGCCUUAAUCUGUGCUGUCCAUCACUUCAGAUACACGGCUGAGGAGAGAGACAAAUUUCCAGGGGACGUAACUCCGAGAGAAGUUCGUGUCAAACAUCGUUCUUCCUUUACGUAUGAGUAUGAGAACCCAACGGCUGUGUAUACUGAGGAAAUGAGAGAAAUAGAUCCGGAGGAUACAAACACUAAUGACAGAGUUAGUAAAGGUACCAGUCAAAAAUCACGACCAGUGCUAAAAGAUGGGGGAGCCAUGGGAAGCAAUGGAGACUUGUACUAGAUACACCAUUUGUGGUACUGGACUUUAAAAUGAUAUACAGCCAAUGUUCUGUUUUAGCCAAUGUUUUGUUUUAAUGCCUUUUCAACCUAUAUACAUCCUGACAACCCUCUAAAUUACUACUAGUCCUUUUUAGUUUUUGAAACUCUAUAAAAAUAAUUUCUAGCCGAGUGCUGAUAUUGGUAAUUAUGAACACAUUAAUCGGUAUGUAAUAUUUAUACUAGUAUAAUUAUACCUUUGGCCAACCAAGUUAACAGAUACUGUAAAAUUACUCUUUACAGCUGCAACUCUACCACUGUCCACUCUUUGAUCUCCUUUGGUUGAGUGUCUAUAAUGUGACAGCUGAAAGGCAUGAUCUAAUGUUAUCAUGAAGGAUCAAUGAAAUUUUGACUUCGACAGAAGUGGCUUCUGAGCAAAAACCAUUGCCGCCUUUCAUUUGCAGACUUCUCUCUAGCAGUCUGAAAUGAGAGCAAUCUGACUGGACACCAUAAACAGCUAGAAUUCAUUGGGGCUCUACACCUUCUACACCCCAGUCGUGCUUGCCUACUUUCAGCUGUGUCUGUCUUAAUUAUAACAAGUGGAGUCCUCCUAAAUUUUGAGUACUAACCUGAAUCCUGGGAAUGUGGAAGCUCUUUGGGAGACUGCUUUGAUCUUACAUCUUUAGACAACUAUCAAACAAACAGUUCCAUGCAUGCAUGUAGCCACUAAAAUGGCUACACAUUACAUUUUACACUUCUGUUUAUAUUUAUCAUUUAUAAAUUUAAAGCACAGAGUAUAUAGUAUAUAGUAAUCUUUUUUGUUUUACGUAAACCCUUUACUUUGCUCUGCACUAGCUAAGAACAUUUGAACAUUUAAAAUGAAGACAUAUUUCACCAAAUGAAGAUAAAUCAAUUCUUCAUACAAUUUUAGGACUCUAGCUAAAGAACAUAUUAUUUAUUUAUUUGAUUGUUGUUUUAUGCCAUUCUCAAAUAUUUCACUUAUACAAUGGCGGCGAAAAACAUUUUAAGUGAGCCAAAUCAAAUGAGGCAGGUUCAUAACACUAAAAACUUGUUUUUCUCCAUUGACAAGAAAUGUUCUUGAUUUUAAAUAUGUUGCUAAGAGGUAUUUCUGAUUGAACUUUGUAUGCUUUCAUUUGUUGUGAAGGAAAACGCCUGAAAAUGUAGACCAUUUAACC
Messenger RNA from Liolophura sinensis, 2247 nucleotides. RefSeq lists its product as uncharacterized. The transcript is spliced from 2 exons. NCBI's taxonomy places the organism in Eukaryota, Metazoa, Mollusca, Polyplacophora, Chitonida, Chitonidae. The record is from RefSeq and is a predicted model, not a curated record. Bases 318 to 1076 code for a protein of 252 amino acids.